This is a messenger RNA of Suncus etruscus (white-toothed pygmy shrew), 1875 nucleotides long. RefSeq names its product neuronal differentiation 1 (gene NEUROD1). The record is from RefSeq and is a predicted model, not a curated record. Gene Ontology annotation, biological process: regulation of DNA-templated transcription; nervous system development. Bases 177 to 1247 code for a protein of 356 amino acids. Gene Ontology annotation, molecular function: protein dimerization activity. The transcript has 2 exons. NCBI's taxonomy places the organism in Eukaryota, Metazoa, Chordata, Mammalia, Eulipotyphla, Soricidae.
CCGCUCCACGCGCCCCGCCCGCUCCCGGCACCACCAACUCCGCUAUAUAACCUGAGCCGCACCGCCCCACAAGAGGAAAGCGCCCCGCGAGCAAGACAGCCGGCUUCCCGAGGCCCAGGGGUUAUGAGACCAUCACGGUUCAGGACCCACGACUAACAACUGCAGGAGACCCCAAGAUGACCAAGUCAUACAGCGAGACCGGGCUGAUGGGUGAACCGCAGCCCCAGGGCCCUCCCAGUUGGACAGACGAAUGUCUCAGCUCUCAGGACGAGGAGCAUGAGGCUGACAAGAAGGAAGACGAGAUGGAAGCUCUGCAUGCCGAGGAGGACUCCCUGAGGAACGGAGGUGAGGAGGAGGACGAAGAUGAAGACCUGGAAGAGGAGGAGGAAGAAGAGGAGGAGGACGACGAUCAAAAGCCCAAAAGACGAGGCCCCAAAAAGAAGAAAAUGACCAAGGCGCGCCUGGAGCGCUUUAAGCUGAGACGCAUGAAGGCCAAUGCCCGGGAGCGAAACCGCAUGCACGGGCUGAACGCGGCGCUGGACAACCUGCGCAAAGUAGUGCCCUGCUACUCCAAGACCCAGAAACUGUCUAAGAUCGAGACCCUGCGCCUGGCCAAGAAUUACAUCUGGGCGCUCUCGGAGAUCCUGCGAUCUGGCAAGAGCCCUGACCUGGUCUCCUUCGUACAGACGCUCUGCAAGGGCUUAUCCCAGCCCACCACCAACCUGGUCGCGGGCUGCCUGCAACUGAAUCCGCGGACUUUUCUGCCAGAGCAGAACCAGGACAUGCCCCCACACCUGCCCACGGCCAGCGCUUCCUUCCCAGUGCACCCCUACUCCUACCAGUCUCCGGGACUGCCCAGCCCGCCCUACGGCACCAUGGACAGCUCCCACGUCUUCCACGUCAAGCCGCCGCCGCACCCCUACAGCGCCGCGCUGGAGCCCUUUUUUGAGAGUCCCCUGACCGACUGCACCAGCCCUUCCUUUGACGGACCCCUCAGCCCACCGCUCAGCAUCAAUGGCAACUUCUCUUUCAAACACGAACCAUCCGCCGACUUUGAGAAAAAUUAUGCCUUUACCAUGCACUAUCCCGCAGCGACCCUGGCUGGGGCCCAAAGCCACGGAUCAAUCUUCUCGGGCGCCUCUGGCCCUCGCUGCGAGAUCCCUAUAGACAACAUUAUGUCCUUCGAUAGCCAUUCACACCACGAGCGAGUCAUGAGUGCCCAGCUCAAUGCCAUCUUUCACGAUUAGAGGCACGCCAGUCUCACAGUCCCCCUUCCCUGAGAAACCAACCCCAGUGUGCUGACAGUGACUGUCCUGUUUACAAAAAGGCAGCCCUUUGGGUAUACCACUGCUGCAAAGUGCAAAUACUUUCCAAGCUUCAAGUGAUAAACGUAUUUAUUGUCGUUACUGCCUUUGGAAGCAACAGGGGAUCAAAGUUCCUGUUCACCUUAUGUAUUAUUUUCUAUAGCUCUUCUAUUUUAAAAAAAAAUAAAACAGUAAAGUUUAAAAAAAAUAAGAAGGCACCACAAAUUUGGUGCAGCUGUAUUUAGAUCAUAUUAAUUAUCUGACCGGAAUAACAAAAUCACAAGCAAUAAUUAGGAUCUAUGCAAUUUUUAAACUCAUAAUGGGCCAAUUAUAAUAUAUAUAAAUAUAUAUUUUUCAACCAGCAUUUUACUACUUGUUACCUUUCCCAUGCUGAAUUAUUUUGUUGUGAUUUUGUACAGAAUUUUUAAUGACUUUUUAUAAUGUGGAUUUCCUAUUUUAAAACCAUGCAGCUUCAUCAAUUUUUAUACAUAUCAGAAAAGUAGAAUUAUAUCUAAUUUAUACAAAAUAAUUUAACUAAUUUAAACCAGCAGAAAAGUGCUUAGAAAGUUAU